Mobula hypostoma (lesser devil ray) is the source of this 2809-nucleotide messenger RNA. RefSeq names its product glycosylphosphatidylinositol anchor attachment 1 (gene gpaa1). Lineage: Eukaryota; Metazoa; Chordata; Chondrichthyes; Myliobatiformes; Myliobatidae. The coding region runs from base 127 to 1962 and encodes 611 amino acids. The record is from RefSeq and is a predicted model, not a curated record. Gene Ontology annotation, cellular component: GPI-anchor transamidase complex; membrane. The transcript has 13 exons. Gene Ontology annotation, biological process: attachment of GPI anchor to protein.
GGGGGAGGCAGCUUCCGGUGCUGGGCAGUCGGCGGUGCGCCGAGUUCUGGUCCGGGUCCGGGGGAGGGUGCGGGGCGUGGGAUUGAAGCUGUUCACCCUCCCACCCCCACCAACUGAGGCAGAAGGAUGGGGCUGCUUUCGGAUCCGAGCCGCAGGCAAGUCCUGACGGGGCUCAUCACCAAGAUGAACGCACCGCUGUGCCUCCUGUGCUACGUGGUGGGCAUCGUCUGGUUCCUUGGUCUGGCAUUUGAACCCUUCAUCCUGCGAAUGUACACAUCGGAGAAUGCCAUGGGCUCCACCAUGGUGGACGAGAACUUUCUGUUCGGGGACAGGGCGCUCUCGUAUGCCCGCGAGUUCUCGGGGCACCGGAAGAGGGCAGGCGGCAUGCCCGUCGACUGGCUGUUGAAGACCAUGACCGGCCUGGGACUGGAGACACACACUCACAGCUUCUCCCGCACCCUGCCCUUCCCGGAUGAGAUCCGUGAGAGAUACAUGGUGAAAGGCACCAAUGUCUAUGGCAUCCUGCGCGCCUCCAGGGCAGCAAGCACGGAGUCCAUCGUCCUCAGCACCCCGGUGCAAACAAAGCACAACAGCCAAGCUGCAGGGCUGCUCCUGGCCCUGGCUUCCUACUUCCGAGGUCAGAUCUACUGGGCGAAGGACAUCAUUUUCCUCUUUAACGAGCAUGACAUGAUUGGCAUGGAGGCAUGGCUCGAGGCCUACCAUGAUGUCAACGUCACAGCAAUCAGCUCGUCAGUGAUGCAGGGCCGGGCCGGUGCCAUCCAGGCCGCCAUUACCAUCGAACUGAGCAGCGAUGUGGUCACCAGCUUCGACAUCAGUGUAGAGGGACUGAAUGGCCAGCUGCCGAACCUGGACCUUGUCAAUCUCUUCUCCUCCUUCUGCCAGAAGAACGGUGUCCUCUGUACUAUACAGGGAAAGCUGCCGAGGUCGGACGGGGACUCGCUGGACGGGUACCUACACUCUCUGCACACCAUGCUCCUGAUGGUGCUGAAGCAGGGCUCUGGCAAGCCCCAGGGAGACCACGGCCUCUUCCUGCGCUACCACAUCGAAGCGGUCACCAUCCGUGGGAUCAACAGCUUCCGCCAGUACAAGUUCGACAUGGUCACCGUCGGCAAGGUGUUCGAGGGGAUCGUGCGGAAGCUGAACAACCUGCUGGAGCGACUCCACCAGUCGUACUUCUUCUACCUGCUGCCCUCUCUCACCCGCUUCGCCUCCAUUGGGUACUACAUGCCUGCUUUCGUUUUCCUCCUCUUCAUCCUGCUGCUGAGAGCUCUCGACUUGUGGAUCAAACUCUCAAAGGUGCCUGUGUGCCCCACCGAGGCUGUGGAGGAGGAGCCGAGGCCUGGCUUCCUGAGCACCAUGACGCCCAUCUUCAUCUGCCACGCCAUGGGGCUGGCACUCUACUAUGUGCCCCUGCUGUGCCAGGGCACAGCCACUGACCACUUCCCCGUGUCCGAGACCGAAGCCGUGGUCCUCACUUCCAUCGCCAUCUACGUGGCUGGUCUGGCCCUGCCCCACAAUACACAGAGGGCUCUGCCGAUGGAGCUGACGGAGCGGGGUUGGAUGACCCUGAAGCUGAUCGCCAUCCUGUACCUGGCCCUUCUCCUCGGCAGCAUCUCCCUCAUCAACUUCUCUCUGGGCUUCAUCCUGGCCGUCAGCCUGAUCCCUGCUGCCGCUGUGGUCCAGCCCGCACCCUACAAGGUGUUGAACGCACUGUUGCUGGUGUUCCUCUCCCCGCCCAUGGUGGUCAUUCUCUGCAUCUACCUGUAUCACGAGCUGUCCGAGUACCCGGUCACCGUCCUCGAGUGCUGGCAGCUCUUCCUGCAGGCCGUGGCCGAGGCCAUUCUCGACCACCACCUCUACGGUUCCAUUGUCUACCCAUUCCUGGCCCUGCUCGUCUACCCGUGCUGGCUCCUGCUCUGGAACGUUGUCUUCUGGAAGUGACGGAGGCCCCGCCACCCCCAGCAAAUGUGACAGGAACUCUCACCCUGUGGAGUGCCACAGGGUUCCCUCACCCCCUCCGUCACCGUGGGCUGGGGGCAGAAUGGCUGCUGAUAGAGCGGUGGGGUCCGGACACACGGAGGGUACGUCAGAGUUGGCUGGGAGGGGUGAGGGCCAAUGGGAGCUGGGAAGAGGGGUGAGGGGGAGAGAGGGGGACGGAGAUGACACUGGCAUGUUAAAAGUGGUUGGGAGGGAGAGCUUUGGAAAAAGGGGGUUGCCUGCAGUGGUGGGAGGAGAGAUGAGAUGAAAAGGGAAGCGUACGGAGGAGGUGAGGAGAAAUGAGUUGGGGGGGAGAGUUCAGGGGAAAGAAGAUACAUCUGGGGGGUAUCUGUGAUGGUUUGGGGGGGUGGACGAGUCACAAAGGGGCUGUCAAUGAUUGCCGGGCCAGAGGAAUGGGUAGUUUGGGAAAAAGGCGGGGAGAGACAACAUAGAGUGGGUGUUGGUGGUGGUGGAGAUGAGACACUAGAGAGGGAUUUUCAGAGGUGGUUGGGUGUGGGGAAGACAGUAGAGAGGGUGUAGGGUCCCUCUUUUAUGGCAGCGGAGAUUAUGGAGGGAGGGGAGCGAGUGAAAUGGGAGGGUUCUGCACUCGUCGGUCUCUCUGGAUCUCAGUCACUGCAGGAUGACGGAUUCAGAUCCCACUCAGCGCCAGGGGUGGAGAGAGUCCAAUCGAGUCACUGGAUGUUUAUGUUAUGUCAAAGUCUCCCCCUUUUCACUCCAGUUUGUGAAAAAGAAGUCAGGAGCAUUAAAGGUGAAACACAAAAUAAAAAAUUACCUGUAUCCUUUUUCUUGU